Marmota flaviventris (yellow-bellied marmot) is the source of this 1999-nucleotide messenger RNA. It is a transcript of the gene Gpr108, whose product is annotated as G protein-coupled receptor 108. Lineage: Eukaryota; Metazoa; Chordata; Mammalia; Rodentia; Sciuridae. Gene Ontology annotation, cellular component: Golgi apparatus; membrane. Gene Ontology annotation, biological process: transport. The record is from RefSeq and is a predicted model, not a curated record.
GGCGGUGUCAGGGGAGGCGGCAGCUCCAGAGAUGGCAGUGAGCGAGAGGAGGGGGCUCGGCCGCUGGAGCCCCGCAGAGUGGGGGCAGCGGCUCCUUCUGCUGUUGCUGUUGGGCGGCUGCUCCGGGCGUAUCCACCGGCUGGCGCUGACGGGGGAGAAGCGAGCAGAUAUCCAGCUCAACAGUUUCGGGUUCUACACCAAUGGCUCCCUGGAAGUGGAUUUGAGGCUCCUACGGCUGGACCUCCAAGAGACAGACGAGAAGGCCCCCUUGGUGGGGUUCAGUCUGAGCCGGGUUCGAUCUGGUGGCAUUCGCUCCUACUCAACCCGGGAUUACCAUGACUGUCCUCUACAAAGAAACAGUAGCAGCUUCCUGGUCCUGUUCCUCAUCGACACCAAGGGUCUGCAGGUCCAGGUACGAAAAUAUGGGGAGCAGAAGAAAUUGUUCAUCUCUCCUGGGCUUCUCCCCGAAGAGACUUCCAAACCAGCGCUUCCAAAGCCAGAGCCCACAGUCACCCCCGAAGCAGACAGUGGAACCUCCACAGUCAACAAAGCCAAGGCAAAACUCGCAGUGUCUCAGGACCCCAAUGGGAAGGACAAGGAGCUGGUGUUGGGCCUGGGCCACCUCAACAACUCCUACAACUUCAGCUUCCACGUGGUGAUCGGCUCCAGGGCAGAGGAAGGCCAGUACAACCUCAAUUUCCACAACUGCUACAACUCCAUGCCUGGCCGGGAGCGUCCAUUUGACAUCACCGUGAUGAUCCGGGAGAAGAACCCCGAUGGCUUCCUGUCUGCUGCUGAAAUUCCCCUCUUCAAGCUGUACCUGAUCAUGUCCGCCUGCUUCCUGGCGGCUGGCAUCUUCUGGGUGUCCGUGCUCUGCAGGAACACGUACAAUGUCUUCAAGAUCCACUGGCUCAUGGCGGCCUUGGCGUUCACCAAGAGCAUCUCCCUCCUCUUCCAUAGUAUCAACUACUACUUCAUCAACAGCCAGGGCCACCCCAUCGAAGGCCUUGCUGUCGUGCACUACAUCACACACCUGCUGAAGGGAGCGCUCCUGUUCAUCACCAUCGCUCUGAUCGGCUCGGGCUGGGCCUUCAUUAAGUACAUCCUGUCUGACAAGGAGAAGAAGGUGUUUGGGGUUGUGAUCCCCCUGCAGGUCCUGGCCAACGUGGCGUACAUUGUCAUCGAGUCCCGCGAGGAGGGCGCCAGCGACUACGGGCUCUGGAAGGAGAUCCUGUUUCUAGUGGACCUCAUCUGCUGUGGCGCCAUCCUCUUCCCAGUUGUCUGGUCCAUCCGGCAUCUCCAGGAUGCGUCUGACACCGACGGGAAGGUGGCAGUGAACCUGGCCAAGCUGAAGCUGUUCCGACAUUACUAUGUCAUGGUCAUCUGUUACGUCUACUUCACUCGCAUCAUUGCCAUUCUCCUGCGGGUGGCAGUGCCCUUCCAGUGGCAGUGGCUGUACCAGCUCUUGGUGGAGGGCUCCACCCUUGCCUUCUUUGUGCUCACGGGUUACAAAUUCCAGCCAGCUGGGGACAACCCGUACCUGCAGCUGCCCCAGGAGGAUGAGGAGGACGUUCAGAUGGAGCAAGUAAUGACGGAUUCUGGGUUCCGGGAAGGCCUGACCAAAGUCAACAAGACAGCCAGCAGGCGAGAGCUCUUGUGAUGUCUCUGCACCCCCAGCCAGCGGCCUCCUCCCGCCCGCUUCUCAGCCUGACACUCCAAAGCCUGUGGGAGCUGGGGUACCCUGCAGAUAAGGCACCCUGCUCCCGGGGCUACUGUCCCCAGAGGAGCCCAUCUACAAGUUGGACUGCCCCUUCCUCCCGGCAACUGCUGGGCAGCCCUGUCCUCUCCAGGGGACCACCACCCACUUCCAGCUGUACAAUAAGGACCACUCCAUUUUGCUACCCUGGUUUCUUGCCUUUCUAGGGGUUGAGGUCUCGGUGGAAGUUGUGUUUACAACCUGUAUUUGCUUUACACAGUCAAUAAAUAUUAAUUGAGCAAC